Messenger RNA from Haliotis rufescens (red abalone), 6058 nucleotides. Its product is annotated as 3-phosphoinositide-dependent protein kinase 1-like. Gene Ontology annotation, molecular function: ATP binding; protein serine/threonine kinase activity. Gene Ontology annotation, biological process: intracellular signal transduction; peptidyl-serine phosphorylation. The coding region runs from base 289 to 1737 and encodes 482 amino acids. The record is from RefSeq and is a predicted model, not a curated record. Lineage: Eukaryota; Metazoa; Mollusca; Gastropoda; Lepetellida; Haliotidae. The transcript is spliced from 16 exons.
UGUUUAUAACUAGAUAACGCCGACGCCUGAGAAACCUUCAAAACAUUUGCAUUCUUAAAAAAACAAUAAUCGGAAGUAGAGUUGAAUUAUAGAGGGCGUUGCGAAUACUCUGACAUGCGUACUACGGCACCCCGGUUGUUGUGAUGGCACUUGCUGCAAAUGGGGAAAAUGCUGGCACAAAUUUGAGAAUCGGUUCAUCAUAAUGGACAGUUAGACACAGGGAGUGCUAUAGAAGACAAGAAGACUUCCUUUCUGUAGAAGAAGUCAGGGGUGAAGGCCAGAGAGGACAUGGGGUCUCGACGAACAAGUUCCUCCUCGUCAAUGUCUGUGACUGACACAGAAACCACAAACAAGCCAGCAAAGAAGACACCAAAUGAUUUUAUCUUUGGCAAAGCUAUUGGAGAAGGAUCUUUUUCAACUGUGUACCUUGCGAAGGAGGUUGGCGUGGAUAAAGAAGUAGCAGUGAAAGUUUUGGACAAGAGGCAUAUAAUCAAAGAACGCAAGAACGAAUAUGUGAUGAGAGAAAGAGAGGUUCUCAUGAAGUUAAAUCACCCCUUCUUCAUUCAACUCUUCUGCACAUUUCAGGACACAGAGAGACUUUAUUUUGUGUUGAGUUAUGCAAGAGGGGGAGAGCUGCUCCACUACCUGAACAAGCUGUCAUCCUUUGAUGUUGCAUGUACACAGUUUUAUGCUGCGGAAAUAGUGAUAGCGCUCCAGCAUCUACGUAAUCUGGGCAUCAUCCACAGAGAUCUCAAACCCGAAAAUAUUCUUCUAAAUGAUGAGAUGCAUAUCCAGAUCACCGACUUUGGGUCAGCCAAGAUUUUGAAAGACUCUUCUCCAGUAGAAAACUCUAAAGGUGGAGAUGGCACUCCAGCCUCGGGUGGGCGGCGGAACUCCUUUGUUGGAACUGCCCAGUAUGUGUCCCCGGAAGUACUCACGAGCAAGAAGGCAUCAUUCAGCUCGGACUUGUGGGCGUUAGGAUGUAUCAUAUACCAGUUCCUGGCAGGCUUGCCGCCAUUCAGGGGAGGGCAUGAAUACCAAAUAUUCCAGAAAAUAACAAAAUUAGAGUAUGAUUUUCCCGAAGGUUUUCCAGAUUCAGCCACAGACUUAGUAGAAAAGUUAUUGGUCAUAGAUGAAACAAAUCGUUUGGGUUGCCCAGAGUUAGGAGGAUUUGGCCCACUGAAAGAUCAUGAGUUUUUCAAGAGCAUCAAUUGGGACACUUUGAAAGAUGGACCUGCACCCAAAAUGAUGCCAUAUCUACCAGCAACUAGUCAUAACCCUGAGCUGUGGAGCUCAGAGAGGGUUGGCUUUGAUGACAAGAGACUAGUUGAGAUAAUAACAGACACAGUUAUGACGGCUGACGAGCGCAAGAAGGAGCUGGAGAGACAGGCCACAGGUAACAAGUACCACCAGUUUGUGGAGGGCAACCUUAUCCUCAAACAAGGCUUGAUAGAUAAACGGAAGGGUCUGUUUGCCCGGAGGCGCAUGUUGUUGCUGACAGAGGGCCCCCACCUGUACUACGUUGACCCUGCCAACAUGGUCCUCAAGGGACAGAUACCAUGGUCCAAAGAACUUCGUCCUGAAGCCAAGAAUUUCAAGAUAUUCUUUGUACAUACUCCUAACAGGACAUAUUACUUAGAGGACCCUGAAUCCCGAACGGAAGAAUGGGUUCGUAAGAUAAGGGAUGUGUGGAGGCGGUACUACAGUUCCGACAACAAGCCAGUGGAGAGGCCCUAGCCAUGGUGGGACUGUGUGUGUGGCAUACUGACAUACUGACAUACCUAGCAUACUGGAUAUCCAUGUGCUCUACAAGCUGUAAAUGCUGUACACAAAGAUAAAUCUAGGCCACACAACGGAGGGAUUCCUUCAGUAUCACUGCACAUUCCCAUCAAAUUCUAAUCUUCACGGGGGAUUAUUCUCAUUCAGAUAUGAGCCGCCAAACUUUUUCACUUGUUUUAUAAAUGACCAAUGGCCAUUGGAACAAUCUCCAAGGAGACAUGUAAUACUGUAAUCAUCCACCAUUAAAGUUAAUGAAAUGGAAGUUACGAAAGCAGCCAAUGAGAGAGGUUGUUACAAUCCUGUUUAUGAUUGUCAUGGUCCAAUCACAAUUUGUGUUUCAAAGUGGAAUAAUCUGUAAUCAGUCUUGCCACUUGGUAUUCAUAUCUGUGAAUGUCGGAAAACACUUUAAUGCAAGUACAUGUAGGUUGUAUUAGUGCGUCCAUAGGUGCUCACAUUAAUGUGUAAUUCCUCCCCCUUACAUCCCCCCCUUUGUUGCCAUCCUAGAUUCAUCUCUGUGUAUAUGCUCCCAUAGUCAAGUUAUUAGCAGUCUGCUAUGUAUUCCCAAUUAAAACUUAAUACUCCAAUCUAGUACUAUUCUAUUCCACUUUUGAUAGGGAUAAUGAUGUCAGGUAUAGUGAACUAUACACUUGACUUAUUACCGGUUUUAGAACCAUGUGUGUAUCAUGGAAGGAUAAACAAUAUCCCCAUCAAAUGUGAAGUAGGAUAUAAACAUUUGUACUUCAAAUAAGGUUAGCAAAUCUGUCUUAAGAAAGGAUUAUAUUCCUUUGACUCUUUCUGUUUUGCUGUUGAUAAUUAAUUUAAAGAAUUUCACUUUAAUUCUGAACUUAACUUUUAACAGUGUUUCAUGCAAUAGAUGGGACUGCUUCCAGACAGUACCUAUGAUGUGGUUCUGUUGCCAUGGUUGCUGUUGUCUGUUAAUGUUACGCAAUGUUGCUUGUGUAUGGAUUCAUUCAUCUGCACUAGUUGCUAAAGUAAUGUAUGUUUUGCUGCUUCUGCAUCUUAGCACAUGCAGUCUUUUCUGUUUUUGUCUUUCAAAUAGUCAUGGAAUGUGCCAUAAAUAAGUCCAGUCCAUUCUUCAGGACGUCAUCACACCUCACUCAGUCUUAUUAAAAUCCCAUCUUUUACUCUGAGACAAAACCCCUAUGCGUGUCCAUUUGAUAAACCUGAUGCUACCUCCUAUGGAGGGAUUUCAGAUCUUCACAAAGUUAUCGUAUCAGAGGGAAAGAUCUGAUCUUAAUGAAUUUGUGUGGAUCAUUUGUCUGCAAGUCAUGACAAUGCCAGAAAUUGUUUACCUGUGUGGAAUAUGUUCAUUAUCGGAAUCAUGCCUAUGUGGUAUUAUGCACUACAUCACUAUCAAUGUGAUGCCAUUGUUGUUCAUCACGGGGGACAGUGCAGUGGUCGAGGUCGCUGCAGUUCAUUGUACAGAGUUGCAUCCAUUAGUCGAGUCAGGAUCUGCAGAUCCUGGGUUAAGAUCCCAGUUUGUGAUCAUGGUUUUGUCAGCACCACAGCCAUGCUUGUAAGUCUCACCCAAGUGGUAAACAUCCGAUACCUGCAUUUCUUUAGGCCUCCAACAUAAGCUGACAAGCCAGGAUAUUACUGAAAUACUGUUUGAUAAUGAUAAACUCACUAAUUCACUCCUCUUUGUGAAGCCUAAAUAUUAAAUCAUUCAAAAUAACAUGGGCAUGCCAGAAAUGUGUAAUCGUGAGUUCGAAUCCCAGUUUGCCCGAUUAUGUUUCUAUGUUUAUCAGCGCCAUGACCGUACACGUGGGUUUCACCAAAGUGGAAAAUGUCUGAGUCCUGCAUCCCUUAGGACUUUCUUCCCACAUCAAGCUGAAUGCCGUGAUAUAACUGGAAUACUGUCCAAAGGAGUUAAACGCAACUCACUCAAAAUAAUAUGCCCCACCUGCCGUGAAGCCACAUUCUGUAAGCUGUUUCCAGAUGGUACAUGGAAUUAUUACGGUACCUGAAAGGUUCACAUGUUAUUUAGAUAAAACUUUGAGCACCACAUCAGAAAUUGCCAAGUCAAUUUGUACCCAUAAUAGUGUGAGUAAAGUGCAAAUGAACAAAUUUGCUGGUCGAACCUUUUGCUUCAGUAAUCAAUCAUUAAAGCUAUAGUACAUAGAAGCUGAAAUUGCAAAUCUCUGAAUCCAGUGUGUCAUUGUGUUGAGAUUGUUCUGUAGUAGGCUGUUUUUUCUCUCCUUGUUUUUUAUAUGUAAGACUGAUGCUUUCACUUCUCGUUAAAACUACCGGUAUUCUUUUUUGCUAGUUGUAGUGCAAAUUAGUUUUUUUCUUGUUACAUUAUUUUUAUCAGUAAGAAUAUUAUGGUGAUGUUAUUAAUUAAUUAAGUGCAAUUUCAUGAUUUAUUGAACCUAUGACGCAGAACCCAAAACAUGCCUCUCCAGCAGGGGGUGCUCUCCAUGCAGUCACCGUCUAGAGUUACCUCACCUCAAGCCCUCAUUUUCCAUCUCUGAUCAGCUGGCAGCAUGUUGUAAGCUAUUCUUUAAUAUCCUUUGACAUCGGCUUAAAAAAUUGUUCUUUUUAAUACUUUUGUGAAUAAUCUUUCCUUUGGAAGGUUAUUACACACAUGAAGUGCUGACAUCGUUGUGGGUCAGCAGACCAGAAUUAGUUUACCAUGCCCUCUGUGCGAGAAUAAUAGGAAGAUUUGUAAGUACAAGCACCACGUCUACUGUCACCAGUUGGAUGACUAGAUCAACAUAUCUACUGCAGUUGUGUUGGGACAGAGCAGUGCAGCUCUUUUAAUUGUCUCAAGGAUUCCUUUACUCAUACUCAGCUUAUAGCUAUGCUGCUUUUUAGUCAGCUGGAGGUGAUCGUCAACUAGAAACAUCCUGCCCCCCGAAUGAAUUUUGUGCAGCUUUUAGAUGAAAGGAAAACGAGAGCUAAAGGGGAGGUAACUCUGGCCGAAGACUUGAUGGAGACACAUGCAAUAUGUUUAUAGGAUCAAAGAAAGAAGGAAAGUGCUAAUAUCAUAAAUAUACUAUUUUCUUGAAUUUAAUUUAUUUACUCUUUGAAAAUUUAUCCAAAAUGAAGUAUGUAUCUAUUAAAAAAUAUGACAUGUAAAAUAGUAAAUGAUGCACCUUCCCACCAGAUAAAACAGUUCUAUACGAUUGCUUGUAUCCAUAACCACGAUCAUAUAUAAUAGUAACUCGUUCAGUCAUGUGUACUGUCAAUGUAGUUGAAUCCCUCCUUGAGUUAACACACCAGUACUGUGUUGAUUUGUUGCAGACAUUUGUCCUGUAUAGAAAUGUCUUGCCACUUACGGAACCCCUAAUCUGUGUUUUGUUUUGUUGUUGACAAAUCUGUACAAUGUAUAAAGUUUUGUUGUUAUUAUUAUUUGUAAAUAUUGUAUUUUGAGAUUGAUAUCCCGAGUCUUAGUGGCCCACUCCCUGAAUUGAUUGUUAACUUCCAUUAUUUAUACUGUUAGUACACAGAUAGGGCUACUUUUACGUGCAGCUAACCAGUCCACUCCUUGCACCCUUCCUCCUACAUGCUAACUAAAGGGUUACUUUACUUGGCUGAAAAGUUUAGAAAAUCUGUUCUCAGGUAACAGCUUUUAACAUAUUAUCACAAAUGUAGAGAUUAUUUGUAAAACAUCAGUUCCAAAAGGUUUACUACUUAGCCAACUGCUAAGAAUUUUCCUCCUUUUUUAGUGAAAUUUACAUUUGGGCUUCUCAGCUCAGUUUCAAUUUUACUGUUAUUUCUAUUUUAUUUGUCUUCUAGCCCAAACUUGUCGUUCUGAGAAACUUUCAGUAAAAUUUAAUCUUAGAAUGUAGAUCAUCAUCUGUACUUUGUGGGGGGUGUUUAUGCUUGGAAUGAAGAGUACACUCACCACUGAAGUAUGUUGACAAUGCAUUGGCUUAGCUUACUGGACCAAUUCAUUUUUAUGUUACUCAGGCUUCUCAUUAUUGCAGACUGAAUUUGGUCCAUCACUUGGUGUGGAGGGGUGUCUAGAAACAUGUAAACAAUAUACUGAUCUUGCUAGGGGGCAUUUGCUGAUGCCAGGGACCUGGCAACCAAUCUCAUUUUCUUAUUUUUAGCCUUAGGUAGUUAAGCAAAGUGUAUCUUGAUAAAGGCAAGGGUUUCCUGUGUGGAGUAACUGCACAACAUUGAUAAUCUGCACGUGAAAAAAAUUCUUGGAAAUCAAACCGUCAACAUACAUUUUGUUCCUAUGAUUAUAUAUGGUUAGAAGCAUUGGUCUGGUCAAUAUUUGAAAAUAAAAUCAGAAUUUUAUCAUAACCCA